This is a messenger RNA of Stegastes partitus (bicolor damselfish), 2310 nucleotides long. RefSeq names its product sphingomyelin phosphodiesterase 5 (gene smpd5). Gene Ontology annotation, cellular component: extracellular region; cytoplasm. The record is from RefSeq and is a predicted model, not a curated record. The transcript has 8 exons. Gene Ontology annotation, biological process: sphingomyelin metabolic process. Gene Ontology annotation, molecular function: sphingomyelin phosphodiesterase activity. Bases 292 to 2037 code for a protein of 581 amino acids. NCBI's taxonomy places the organism in Eukaryota, Metazoa, Chordata, Actinopteri, Pomacentridae.
AGCCACUGAGAGCACGGAGGGUUUAUGUUCAAAAGGACUUUAGAGGGGCUGCUUUUCUGCCUUCAAGCUGCCAGUUUCCAUUUAGAAUGAGUAAAAACUAGUAGAUAAAUGUAAUAAUAUCAACACGUUACCCGGCUGUUCGUUGUUUGGGCUCAGGAGACGGACUGCCCCAGUUUUGUUUGAGUGUCCAGCAGAGCCCAUGAGGGAGAGACUUUGCAGAGGAAUGAGGCCAGAACAGGAAAUCCCCCGAUGUUGUUCGUCCUGAUUGUUCUUUAGAGACGGUGCAGAGGCAUGGCCCUGCAGGCAUCUCCCUUUCCUAAUGGGUUUGUUGCAGGUGUCCACGCUGUGGGAUGGGCCUUCAUCCUGCCGUGUUUCUGGUUUCUGGAUCGCCUCAUUGCUGUGUGCAAGUCCACCACCUUGGAGCGAACCCAGCGACUGGAGCAAGAGUGCUACCUACACCCACUCAAAGUCUUCUUCGGCUCCAUUGUUUUCUUCAUUCUGUUUGUCGCUACUGCUCCUUUGGCUUUCCUUGGCUUUCUGCUCUGGGCGCCUCUUCAGGCCUGCCGCCGGCCGUUUUACUACCACAGAGAGCCGCCGUCUUCGCCGGAGAACGAGACACACAGAGGCUUUGAAUUGGUAGGAAAGGCGUCAUUUGGCUUCGCCACCGCUAACCUGUGUCUGCUGCCUGACAGCCUGGCUCGCUUCAACAACCUUGGCCACACUCAGCACAGGGCAUCCGCCAUCGGCCAGCGCAUUGUGCAGGGUGUGUGUCGACCUCAUAUCCGCAUCUUUGUCGACUCCCCCAGCAGCUGCGGCACCCUCAGCCCCUCCAGCAGCUUCCUCCCCACAGUUAACUCAGUGACAUACGGGGCAACAGACAGACAGGUACAACCCACGGUUAGUCAGCCUUCUGACACAGCUGUUCCGAUGUCAAAGUCCAACAGUCAUGUAGUUUGUGUGCCCUGUGAUGAUACAGAAGAAUCGCCAACUGAGUCGCCUCCCCCUCUCCUCAAUUCUAACCAGAACUCUAACCAGCAGGGCCGAUCGGGUCAUCGGAGUGCUCCCCGAGCUCUGCUGUCUCAGGGUCUCCGGCAGCAGGACGACGUGCCCUGGGAGGUGUCGUCACUGUUUCCCUCCAACAUUGACAUUCUGUGCCUAGAAGAGGUGUUUGAUAAGAGGGCAGCACAGAAGCUCACCGAUGCACUAAAACCCGUGUAUGGACACAUACUGUAUGACAUUGGUGUGUACGCCUGCCAGCCGCCGUGCGGAUGCUCCUCCUUUAAGUUCUUCAACAGUGGCCUCUUCCUAGCCAGCCGAUUCCCCGUGCUUGAGGCCCAGUACCACUGCUUUCCCAACAGCCGCGGGGAAGACGCACUGGCUGCCAAGGGCCUCCUCUCUGCUAAGGUGCUGAUCGGACAGAAUCAGAAACGGCAGCGAGUCGUCGGCUACUUCAACUGCACACACCUUCACGCACCGGAGGGUGAGGGGGUCGUUCGCUGUGAGCAGCUGAACAUGGUAACCAAGUGGAUCGGCGAUUUUCAAGCUGCCAACAGACGGCCCGAUGAGGACGUCGUCUUCGAUGUGCUCUGUGGCGAUUUCAACUUCGACAACUGCUCACCUGAUGACAAUCUGGAGCAGAAUCACUGCCUGUUUGAGGAAUACAGAGAUCCUUGCAGAGCAGGACCUGGAAAAGAGAAGCCUUGGGUCAUUGGUACACUGCUGGAGCAGCCCACACUGUAUGACGAUGACGUAAACACUCCAGAAAAUUUACAAAGAACUUUGGAAAGCGAUGAGCUAAGAAAACAGUACAUCUCUCCUCCCGUUCCUGCAGUGGGAAUACCGAUGGUUUACCCAGAAACUGGCCAGCCGUGGAUCGGACGUCGGAUCGACUACAUCCUCUUCCGUGAAAACUCAAUUUCAAAGCACUGCCGAACAGAAAUUGAGGAGGUGACCUUUAUAACCCAGCUGGCCGGCCUCACGGACCAUAUUCCUGUGGGCUUGAGACUGAAUGUGACUAUGGACUCUGCUGAUGAAUGAGAAGUAACUCAAACAGAAACCCCUGCUUUACUCUAGACAAGCACGACAAUGUUUGGAUUACAUACUUGAACUCGUGAUUUCAAUGAAUAUGUUCUGACCAAUGAGAUUGUACCUCAGGUGGAAUUUAUGCGAAUUUACUGAUUUUUUUUCUAAUGUGUGCGAUUUUAACAUUUUAAUCUGUGCAAGCCAGAGGUGUUGAUUUUUGUAAAACGAUAUAUUUUUAGUAUUUUUCAUCCUGGAAAUUUUCCUACAGAAAUAAAUGCAAGGAAUGAA